GCAUAAUUCAAGCUAGCUCUACUGUCUGGACGCUGCUCGGUCCUCCCAUCUAAAAUCUCCGUCCACUCAUUGGCUAAAAUAUAAACAAAGUUUGUCGCUUUAGGGGAAAAAAAAAUACUGGAAAUAAGUUGUGACUAAUUGUAGGUUGCUAAUGUUUCAAAAUACAAAACGUAUCCAGGAGGGAAAAAAGCUUUUAAAACCAUUUUUAAACAAGAAACUUCAGCCUGAGCAGCCAGAAGCUACUUUCCUCGAGCAGAUACGUUUUGGUAACAUUAGCGGACUUAGCUGGAUGUGGCCGAUAAGAUGCUAACAUUCAUAAAGUUACUUCUUCCACACUUUGAUGAGAAAUGGCUGAGCAGGAACUGAUAGCUGGAUGCGGCACUGAUGUGUUGGUCAGUUUCGCCGAGUCGCUGCACAUUUACACAGGGCUGCUGACAGUGGCUGCAGUCUGUGGAGGGCUCUCAGGGAUUUUAGCUGCUGCUCUUCUCUAUGUCUUCUGCCUGAAGCCUUUGCUGUUGACGAGACAAGGCUACAAUGCCAGGCGGCUGCUUGAACCUGAUGAUGGAGAAUUAGACAACAACCAAAGUGACUGUGUCAGCAACAGCAGGAAGGAGGCUCCAAGUGCCACCACUAAUGAUAAAGAGAAGAAGCAGCCACCCAUGAACAGUGAUGUCGCUGCAUUUGCAUCCAGAGCAAAGGUGGUUUAUCCCAUCAACCAAAAAUACAGACCUUUAGCAGACGGAGCGUCCAAUCCAUCACUACACGAGCACUCCAAGUUGCCAGCAAUGCCUAACGAGGAGUCAUCCUCAUCCACGGAUGGAGAGUCUCUAAGCCAAGAGCAGGACAACGAUGACAGCAGUCAGUUCAUUUCCUCCUCGCUGGUCCCUAAGAGCCUGCAGAACCAGAGCUUCACCAGAGUUUCUCACUACCCUCACACGCUGACACAACCAGGUUUUGAAGGUAGGAUCAGCCUUUACUGUCUGGCCUUGCAGAAUAUACAACAACAUUGCUCUCAGCUUCAGGAAGAAAAAUAUCUGAUUUUUCUUCAAAUGAUGAAAAUAAUAUUCAGCAGUCAUUUUCCAAAAGACAAAAAUGAUGCUGCCUUCUCCAAGAAUAUUCUUCAAAUGCAAGAAAAGGAACUGAAUGAAUUGAAGGAACAGUUGCCAAUAGGUCACGCUGCCAGCGAGAAAAAUGAUGAUGCUCCCUGUACUCUGGAGGAAAUAGAGAGAGCUCAGAAAGAUCUUCUUGAAUAUGGCCUACAAGUGUCCAAACGUUUCAGCAAACAGGUGGAGGACUUGUGCCAGUAUUUGUUGAAGAAGACCAGUGUUUUCUCACCAGAUGAAGCCCAGCAUGUGAUUCUCUCUCUCAACCAGACUCUUGUGUUAGUAGAGAACCACCUGAUGAACACACAAGAAGCUGAUCUAAAGAGGAUCCAGCAGAAGUUGCUAUGGUGGGAGGAGCUGACGGGACUUCUUCAGUCCCAACCUGCCUUGCUAAAGCGCGAAGUGUCUCUAAGGCAGGGCGUGAUUGCAACAACGCUGGAGCAGCUGACGAGCGACGACGUCUUGACCUUUAAUCACAUGGAAAAGUUGCUUUCAGAUGUUCAGGCAACUCUGACGGAAGGCCUUCAACAGUGCACUGAGGAGUGCGCGAGGAAGACAAAGGAGCUGGUGAACGACAAGUGCAGCAGAAUGGAGUCCAAGAGGAAAAAGCUUUUGAGGAACCAGACCAAGGAGAAGAGCCGUACCCUGGAACUAAGACAGGCUCACGGUGACGUACAACAGUUCACCAAGCUGUACCAGGAGCUGCUGAUGAAGCACAGGCAGCAGAUUUCUGACUUGGAGCUGCAACAGGACAACAGGGUGGCUGAAUCUCUCUGUGACCACUGGAAGAAACUCCGUACCUCCUGGUCAAAGAGGCUUGGAGAGUUAGCCAAGGACGUCUUUCUCACCUCCAUACCUGCCCAGUCAAAUCUCUCUCCUCAGCGCUGUGAGGAGCUGUGGUUGGAUCUGGAGCAGGAGCUGGUUGCACAGCUGCAGCAGGCGGAGUCCACUACCAAGAUGCAACUGGAGGACAUGAGGGUUCAGCUGGAUAAAGACGGACAGGUAUGGAGUGAGGAGAUGGCUCUGGUGCAGGCCUGUCUGAAACAUCUCAGUGAACAACAGAUGAAGAUCCUCCAAGCAAUGGUGGCCAGACAGAGCUACACACUCAACAGCCAAGUGGGGAGGUUGAUAGAGAAGAAACAUGAGCACCUGUUGGCAGCGGUGCAGAGGUACUUUGUGGUCAGGCACUUCUGUCUGCAUAUGCUGAAGGAGAUGAGGCUGUCCAAACUGAAGGCACUCUCUCAGACUGAUUUUAGAGCUGUGCUAAUGGAAGAUCCCAGUAAAAGCCAGUCCUGCGUCAAUUCAACUCUCAAGAAUAGCACUGCCAGCCUAGCAGAGAGGCAUCUGGGCCCAGAGAGUCAGCUGGUGGGCCACAGCUUCCAGCAGGAGUUCCUGUCUGAACUGGAAACAGGGACAGAGCUUCUUCAGAGCCAUGCACAGCUGGUGCUAGGCAACGCCCUCAGCCACGCGAUCCAACAGAUGAUGGAGACCACUGAGUCACAGACCACUCCAAAACAGGAUGACGGCUUGAAGCACCACCUGUUAGAGGCCGCCUCGGAGAGUGUGUACAUGACCAAAGAUUCUCUCAGUGCACUGGUCCAAAGCUACUAUUCCCACAUGCAGAAUAUUAUCCAGAAAUUACAACAGGAUCAGUCAAACAUAAACCAGGAGGAAAAUGAGAAACAGGAGAGCAGUAGUCAGUUGAACAGAUCCUUGCUGAGGGAGCUGGUGAACUGGAGCAAGAAACCCACCUCUGCUGAGUUUCAACAGAGGGUUGAACUCCACAAAAGAAAGGUGUUGGAGCAGUGUGAUCAAGAACAGGAAAUGAUAUACGAGGAAUUAAGGCGGAAGAAAGUAGCUCAAGAUCAAACCAUGGACAGGAUCAAAGCACAGCUGAUGGAGGCAGAAGAAAGCUUCAUAACUGAGCUGGCAGCCAUGGCCCGGGUUUCUCUCAGCAAUCCAGAUCCAGAACCAAGCGACGACGAGGACAACACCGGUAAUGAGAGUGGCAAUAUAUUGGACCUGUUGUCCCUGAACCCAGCGUUAGAUCCGGCUUUGAAUCCUUCACUGACUCCAACGAUUGUAACUCCAGUGGUGAAAUCAAAACCAAAGAAGAAAAGAGAACGAGAGUCUCAUGUCAUCUGAAAUCACAUUAUCACAGUAAUGUUUACACAUACAUACAGUAAUGUCCUGUAAAAAGUUUACUCUUAUUUUUAUAGUGGUGCCUGUUUGUUGGUACCAAUUUUGUUGUUUUGUUUUCCUAUUUUGUUUGCAUUAAGCAAGAGGGAUCUGUCCUCAGUUGUAAAUGUUUUUUUAAUUAGGUUACUGGAAUGUUGCAAUGACAAAAACAGUACAUUUUUCUACAUUGAGUUUUUAUUUUUGUAAAUGCCAUGUACCAUCAAAUAAUGCAACUCUGAAAAAAAUAACAAAUAAGAUAAUCUUCUGAAGGCA
Messenger RNA from Larimichthys crocea (large yellow croaker), 3554 nucleotides. RefSeq names its product EvC ciliary complex subunit 1 (gene evc). Gene Ontology annotation, biological process: smoothened signaling pathway. The record is from RefSeq and is a predicted model, not a curated record. The coding region runs from base 348 to 3248 and encodes 966 amino acids. Lineage: Eukaryota; Metazoa; Chordata; Actinopteri; Sciaenidae. The transcript is spliced from 20 exons. Gene Ontology annotation, cellular component: plasma membrane protein complex; ciliary membrane.